Molecule: messenger RNA, 582 nt
Organism: Vollenhovia emeryi
Lineage: Eukaryota; Metazoa; Arthropoda; Insecta; Hymenoptera; Formicidae
Exons: 3
Coding region: 1-315 (104 amino acids)
Source: RefSeq, a predicted model, not a curated record
AUGAUUCGCGUAAAUCACAUUCUGACGAAUCUACAACUAAGAAGUGGCAGGCAAUUUGUUACAAGUGCUUUUUUCCUGAAAACGAAAGAGAUUUCACACGAAUCCUCGCAGAACGACCGAGAAUCGCCGCGAAUGAAACGGUUCCAUGAAAAACUUAAAUUGCAGCCGAUACCAAAAGUGGGACCGCGGGAACGGUUCGUCGACUUAGUAUUAGUGAAAACUGAUCCGAGAACUGGAGAACUGAUAACAAACAGCGAGAACGAUCCUACUAAAUGGGGAGAUUGGCAGCACGGUGGUAGAGUCAGCGAUUUUUGAAACUGAGAACGCCGUGCGUCUUCCUUUUGUAGAACUUCUGCAAGCAUGUCUUUUAGACAAUCUUCACUCUAGUUUCUACUAGUGUAACUACUCGUAUAAGAUAAAUCGGGUGUAAUUUGUUUGUCAACGUCAAGUGCAAUGAUACAAAUCAAAAUGAUCCCUCGUUAUGCAAGACACAAAAACUAAUAGAUGUAUACAUAGGAGAGCACUUGUAUUACAGAACGAAAAUUGUAUAUCAGUGUGGCAAUAAAUUACAUUAUAAAAAGA